Coregonus clupeaformis (lake whitefish) is the source of this 4406-nucleotide messenger RNA. RefSeq names its product leucine zipper putative tumor suppressor 2 homolog. NCBI's taxonomy places the organism in Eukaryota, Metazoa, Chordata, Actinopteri, Salmoniformes, Salmonidae. The transcript has 6 exons. Bases 361 to 2553 code for a protein of 730 amino acids. The record is from RefSeq and is a predicted model, not a curated record. Gene Ontology annotation, biological process: cell division; negative regulation of canonical Wnt signaling pathway.
CCUGAACAGUGUGCACGAGCGCUCACAUCAAAAACACGCGCCAUCGAUAACACAAGGAGGAAGAGACAGAAAUUGUACGCUGGAAAAAAACGUUUUCAGCUACAAAUGAUAGAUUAAAAGAAGAACACCCACGUCAAACAGUUUAUAAAGAAUUUACCGAACUGUCCUUUCAACCUCUUCCUGAGCUGUGCAGCGAGGCUUUUCAUGUUCAGGAGCAGAGAGGGAGUAGAGCCCAACAGCGGCAGUGAGUCCCUGGGAUGCACAGCCGACCCGUUCCCCCUAAUUCUCUCAGGCCUCCAGAAGCUGAAGACAGGGUGCCAUUGAGAGAUCGUGUGGGUGUCCCACUGAGCAGCAGCCACCAUGGCCCUGAUUCAGGCUCUGCCCAUGCCGGCUGAGCGCCACCACACCCCCGGCCUCAACGGAACCCCCCGCCGUCGCCCCUCUGCCCCCUACACGCCCCCCAACCUCCCCUCCACCUCACCCGCCUCCAACUCCCAGGAGGCCAUGGGCUCCGUCAGCAGCCUCAUCGCCCACCGCCCCGGCCCGGCCCACCUGGCGCAUCAAUACCGGCCCGUUGAUAUAGGCCCCGAGCCGGGCACCUCCAGGCUCCACAGAACCACAUUGGGCGCCACUUCCUGCCUGGGCUCCUCUGACACAUCCCAGGAUCAGCUGCUUAGUAGCCUCACUCCGCCUGGCAACAGGAAGCCCUUGAUGGUGAUUGGCUCCAGUAAGGACAGCAGGACCAAUGGGAAUUACUCAUAUCUGAACCAGCACUAUGAGGGGGACUGGAAUGACAACCAUGUGGCUCAUGGAAGCCCCAGGACCGGGAUUGACACAGAGGAGGCCAAGGAGGGGCAGCUGGAGAGCCUCAACGGGAACGUAGGAGGAGCCCCGCCCAAACUGGUCCUCGUGUCGGGGAAGCUGGAGAAGAACAUGGAGAAAACAGUGAUCCGGCCCACCGCCUUCAAACCCGUCAUCCCCAAGAGCCGCAACUCCAUGCAGUACCUCUCCCCUCGCCACGACCGGGCCAGCCUAUCAGACAGCCAGAACAAUCUCAACCUGUUGUCACCUGGUAGCCAGACGGACACUUUGUCGCCCUGCUUGGAGAAACGCACCUCCUACAGCAGUGGGCGCCACACGGGCGGUGGCAGCCAGACCUGCUCCAUGUCUGACUCGGGCCGGAACUCCCUGUCGAGCCUGCCACCCUAUGGCAGCGUCCCCUACAAUCUGGCGCCCGCAGACACCCCGCUUGGCAGUGGCCACCUGGAGCCCAUGAAGACGGCGCCUGCCAAUGUGCACGGGCACUCCAACUCGGACAGCGGGCUCUCCUCGUCCAGUAAGAGCACAGGGUCGGGGUCGCUGAGCGGGCGCGUCCAGCCCCUGUCGGACAGUGGGUCAGGCGGGCGGUCGCCAGCCCCCGUGGAGGGUGGGUACGAGGGGGUGGUGAGGGACCUGGAGGAAAAGCUGAGGGAGAGAGAUGUGGAGCUGCAGCAGCUCCGAAACAACCUGGACGAGAACGAGAUGGCCAUUUGUCAGGUUUAUGAGGAGAAGCAAAAGCGCUGUGAGCUGGAGCUGGAGGAGCUGCGUCAGACCUGUGCCACACGGAUGCAGACCCACUCACAGAAGGCCCAGCGCGCCCAGCAGGUGCUCCAGCUGCAGGUCUUCCAGCUGCAGCAGGAGAAGAAGAAGCUCCAGGAGGACUUCAGCCAGCUGCUGCAGGAGAGGGAGCAGCUGGAGGAGCGCUGCACCUCCUACGAGCACGAGAAGAUCGAGCUAGGGCCCCGGCUGGAGGAGACCAAGUGGGAGGUGUGUCAGAAGUCUGGGGAGAUCUCCCUGCUGAAGCAGCAGCUGAAGGAUGUCCAGGGGGAGCUGGCUCAGCGCGUGGGGGAGAUUGUCUCUCUGCGUGGCCAGCUCCGGGACUCCCGUGGUGAGCUCACCACCAGCCAGGCCCUGCUGCAGGAGGCCACCUCCGCCGGCCGACUGCGCACCCUGGAGCUGGAAGUUUGCCAGAACGAGCUGCAGCGCCGCAUGAGUGAGGCCCAACUCCUCCGUCAGAAGGUGGGCCGCCUGGAGGAGGAGACGGCCCGCUUCCGUGCAGACGCCGCAGCCAAUCAGACAAGCCUCCAGGGCCCCGCCCACAAUGGUAGUGGAGGCAGGCAGUGCCAGGCCUUCCCGGAGGAGCCACAUUUGUUGACCUAUGAGAGCGACGAAGCCAAGGCCAAGCUGGCCUAUGAGAGCGAGGCCCUCCAGAGCCUCCGGGUGCAGAUGGAGAGUCUGAGGGCGGAAUUAGCCACAGAACGCCAGCGGGGGGAGGAGCAGGCGUGCAGCUUUGAGGAGGAGCAUAGGGUCUGGCAGGAGGAAAAGGACAAGGUGAUCCAGUACCAGAAGCAGCUGCAGCAGAACUACGUGGGGAUGUACCAGAGGAACCGGGAGCUGGAGGGUAUGCUGCGGGAGCUCAGUCUAGAACUGGAGACUCGGGACGAGCUGGAGGAGCUGGACGAAGGCAGCGGCAACGAGAUCAACUUUGACGAGAUCACCGCUACUGAGAUCUGACACCACCACCUUUUCUCUCUGUGUCUCCUUCUGUCUCUCUAUCUGCCAUAUGCAUGUGAUCCACUAGGAGCGUCUAUAGGAAGCCGGAUAGCCUCUAUAAUUACUUAGGUCACUUCAGAAUCCUUCAGUAGGUCUCCAUCAGGGUCUCUACAGUAUGUAGUAGUCUUUCUAUAGUUGGUCUACUCUCCCUAUGUUCCUGCGCUUCCACUCCGUCUCACAAAUGUCUUAUUAUUAUGGUUGACUCCCACUGGCUAAUGUCGACAAACACACACACAGCGGCUGUUUCUAAUCUAUAUUUCAAAAAGGAGUUGAAGCUCUGUGUGCUACAGUAGGCUCCUCCCACUUGUGAACAUCUAGUCAAAACAUGGAUAUUCUAAGCAGAUAUUACUAAUUUGGUUUGUUUCCCUUACCUUUUUUAGAUUACGCUGGGCUUAUGUUCAAUGUAAUAUAAGACUGCCAACAUUUAUAAGACCUUGAUAUUAAGCACACAAACAAAAAAUAUGAAUUUAAACAAAACAUUUAAAUGCUAUAUCUGAGGAACUGAGGAAGUCUUAAAAUUCGACAAAAAACAUACCACUGUGGCAAGCAUUUUUGGAGGGUUGAAUUUAUUGGGCCUUUCUGAAACUGGAGCUGGUGGAGGGGUUGCAGGUAGUCCCUCAGAUUUCUGAAAAGAUAACACAAUUUCAACCCUUAUGGGCUUUAAAUCGUACACACACAAACACAGUGUGAUCUGAUGUGACAAUAUAAGAGUGCACUGACAGGGAGAGUGAUGGUGAAGUCAGAUGAGUCUCGUACAGCGUGGCGGGAAUACAUCCUUUCUUUCUGUGGUAUUCACUGAACAUCAUGUAACUCUCCUCCAAAUGUGGACUUCCUCCUUGUUCACUGUGGGUGUUCUUGGUAGGUAGAGCCUGAUGACACUCGAUUUCUUCGGCAUGUUGUUCUCGAAUACAACAGGUUAAUUGGCAAAAAGAAGGGAAACGCUUCAAUGUUACCAUUACCAAAAGUCUCCUCUUUCCAUGACACAUUUGAGUAUCUAAAUAUGAAUUUUCCUUUUACACACACAGGAUGUCAUUUUAUUCCGUAUCUGCACAGUAUCUUUAGCUAGCAAAACGGAAACCGUGGAAAUUCUAAGGAAACAUGUCACUAAAGCACACUCAGACAACAGAUAUGCUUUCUAUUGUUGUGAAGAGAAUCAACUUUACCUUUGUGAUCUCACUUCCGUAGAAGUACAAUAGCAUGGAUGGAUUAAUCUCUAUGGAUCGUUGUGUUUCUCUGCCAAUAUUUAUAUGCCGCUCUGGCUAUUUGUGAAAGUGCUUUUUGUACAGGUGAGAGGACAUGCACUAAGUGAGAGAUGUUUAGUCUUUUAUAAAGUUAAAUUAGACUGGCCAAGCUAUGACUGUUAUCUUUUCAUAAACUUCUGUAUAAAGAAGCACACCCAUCCACAAGAGGAAGACACUUACAUGUCCCCAUAUCGCUGUUAACCCUUCAUUGUAGAUAUCCCUAAUACUGACAAAUCAUAUAUGGUGAAAUAUAGAUAUUAUCUAUUUCAAAAUAAACAUAGCCACUGUGAAUAGACCAAAGCAAUGUCACAUGUUCUGUUGGGUCCUUACAGUACCAUGUCUGCAUAUUGAUGUUUGAGUGAAUGCCCCUUCAUAUAUUCUAAAGAAAAUUAUCCACAGUAUUUGUAUGAAGACAUUAAAUGUAUAUUUUCAUGCUGUACAUUUAUUGUACCAACUGACUAUGUUUUUAAUAAAACGAUUGAUAAAAACGCAUAGCUGAUUUUUAAAUGGCUAACUGAUUGUUUGUUCUAAAUGUCAUUUUAUGACAUUUCUGUUAUAUAAUUGUUUGAUCAA